Effrenium voratum is the source of this 2346-nucleotide messenger RNA. The record is from the annotation of a GenBank genome assembly. Lineage: Eukaryota; Dinophyceae; Suessiales; Symbiodiniaceae.
AUGGAGGUUCGUGUCUUGGAACCGUUGCCCAAGGGCAUCCUCUCGGUGCGCCUGGGAGGAUGCCGGCGCCAGGCGUCCACGGCCGCCCUGGCAAACCGCAGCUUGAAGUUCCCAGAGCCUCUCCUCGCGGGGGAGGAGUUGAAGGUAGACUUACUGAAGGAAGUGGGCAGCCAGCGAGUAGUGUAUCAGCAUGGCCAGGACCGGUAUCAGGUCUCAUUUGGCGAAGCUUCUCAAUUGACGUUGUCAGUUUCGCCAGACGGUGCCUCGGCGAGAUGUGACGCGGGCAUGGACUUGCCACAGAUCAAGCGGAGGGAUGCAGCUCUGAAUGCCAAGGAAUACUUGGAGCAGCACGCGGUGCUGCAAUACCUCCAAGGCCUCUUGGAGGCUUUGGUGCAGGACAAGCCUGAGGACCCCUACGGCUACAUGUGGCAGCAGCUGAACUUUGCCCGCACUCCGCCGCCGCCUCCGCCGGAUCCGCGCACUCCGCGCACUCCGGACGCGGAGCCUUGGACGUUGCCCUCUGCGGAUUUGAAGGAUGAGAUCUGCGAGGCGCUGGAGAGGUCCUCUGAGCGAUUUCCGCGCUGGCUGGAGGCCAUGGCCGAAGUCAUCGAGUCGCAGACCCGCAGCUUAGGCGGCCAAGGCGACAAGGAGAAGGAGCAAAAGGAGAGUGAGAGAGGUACUGAGCGUCUCGCAGAAGCCCGGCGACAGCUGCGGGCUGCGCUGUCUGCUGCAGCCGAAGACGGGACUCUCCGCGGGCUUCUGGCAGAAACCGCGGCUGACCUAAGGCCAGCACCUCCGCAAGGCGAAAGACCAGCGGUGCCACGGCCAAAGCCCAGAGUCAAAGACAUGGAGCCAUGCCCUCAAGAGAGCCCAGCAGCAACUGGCCAGGAGAUGCCGACUGACGGCAGCAACCAGGAGAUGCGGGAGGCGUGCUGCCUGCUUUCGUCCAGAAUCCUUCUGCGAGUGGCACGCAGAGAUGCACACUCCAGGCCAGUGGAAGCUGUCGAAUCACCUCCGCAAGGCAAAAGCCCAGCGGUGCCACGGCCAAAGCCCAGAGUCAAAGACAUGGAGCCAUGCCCUCAAGAGAGCCCAGCAGCAACUGGCCAGGAGAUGCCGACUGACGGCAGCAACCAAGAGAUGCGGGAGGCGUGCUGCCUGCUUUCGUCCAGAAUCCUUCUGCGAGUGGCACGCAGAGAGGCACACUCCAGGCCAGUGGAAGCUGUCGAAUCACCUCCGCAAGGCAAAAGCCCAGCGGUGCCACGGCCAAAGCCCAGAGUCAAAGACAUGGAGCCAUGCCCUCAAGAGUGCUCAGCGGAAACUGGCCAGGAGUCGACGACUGACAGCAGCAACCAGGAGAUGUGGGAGGCGUGCUGCCUGCUUUCGUCCAGAAUCCUUCUGCGAGUGGCACGCAGAGAGGCACACUCCAAGCUCGUGGAAGAUGUGCACUCAAAGCCCAGCCCCUCGGACAUGGAAGCUGUCGACUCAAAGCCCAGCCCGUCCGGCAUGGAAGCUGUGGACUCAAAGCCUAGUCCGUCAGACAUGGACGCCGUCGACUCAAAGCCCAACCCGUCAGACACGGAUGUCCCGUGGACUCAAAGCAAAGCCCCUCGGACAUGGAAGCUGUCGACUCAAAGCCCAGUCCGUCAGACAUGCAAGCUGUGGACUCAAAGCCCAGCCCCUCGGACAUGGAAGCUGUCGACUCAAAGCCCAGUCCGUCAGACGCGCAAGCCGUGGACUCAAAGCAAAGCCCCUCGGACAUGGAAGCUGUCGACUCAAAGCCCAGUCCGUCAGACAUGCAAGCUGUGGACUCAAAGCCCAGCCCCUCGGACAUGGAAGCUGUCGACUCAAAGCCCAGUCCGUCAGACGCGCAAGCCGUGGACUCAAAGCAAAGCCCCUCGGACAUGGAAGCUGUCGACUCAAAGCCCAGUCCGUCAGACAUGCAAGCUGUGGACUCAAAGCCCAGCCCCUCGGACAUGGAAGCUGUCGACUCAAAGCCCAGCCCGUCCGGCAUGGAAGCUGUCGACUCAAAGCCCAGCCCGUCCGGCAUGGAAGCUGUGGACUCAAAGCCCAGCCCCUCGGACAUGGACGCCGUCGACUCAAAGCCCAGCCCGGCAGAGACGGAUGUCGUGGACUCAAAGCCCAGCCCCUCGGACAUGGAAGCUGUCGACUCAAAGCCCAGUCCGUCAGACGCGCAAGCCGUGGACUCAAAGCCCACCCCCUCGGACAUGGAAGCUGUUGACUCAAAGCCCAGUCCGUCAGACAUGCAAGCUGUGGACUCAAAGCCUAGUCCGCCAGACAUGGACGCCGUCGACUCAAAGCCCAGUUCGUCAGACAUGCAAGCUGUGA